Molecule: messenger RNA, 2225 nt
Organism: Acipenser ruthenus (sterlet)
Lineage: Eukaryota; Metazoa; Chordata; Actinopteri; Acipenseriformes; Acipenseridae
Exons: 4
Coding region: 431-1030 (199 amino acids)
Biological process (GO): spermatogenesis
Cellular component (GO): cytosol; nucleus
Source: RefSeq, a predicted model, not a curated record
AAUAAUGAUCGUCGUUUGACGACAAGAACCGUGUCAGGGAGGAAGGGGAUUUUGUAAAGGCCACCACAGGUGUCUCACAAACACUCGUGAACGCGUUUUCCACCCUUGAACAAAGCGAUCAUUUUUAUUCGAGUGACUGUUGGAAGUAAUCUUCCUGAGCACUGUCAUCACAGUUAGUUAAUCAUGUGACGAGGCAUUAGAACUUAUGUUCCUGGAAGGUUUUUCAAGAUUAGAGCAGCUACAUUAUUUUUGGUGUUUUUUUUUUGUUGGUUUGUUGUUGUUGGCGGUGCUCUUGCCUCUGCUGGAGAGCAUUUGCAGUUUUGCAAACUCCUGGAUGUAGCAGAAGCCUGUGUCAAGAAGACUACGGUACGUGUACACUGAAAGCACUGAGUGAAGACAAACACACGGGCACAACAACAACCGAGAAAAAAUGUGGAAGAUUAAUAGAAGCAAAGUACUGAUAGACGAUACUUCGGAGGAGGAGAAUAAUACAUUACAGCAACAGACAUGUGAGAAUAAAGACCCAGCAGUUGAAGAGGAAACCACAAGUCCUGUUUCACAGCUUGCUUCAAAGGUUCAGGGUGCAAGUUUUAGGGGUUGGAAGGAAAUGACCUCCUUGUUCAAUAAAGAUGAUGAACACCAGUUGUUGACAGAAAGUAAACCAGCAAAAGUAAAAGGGCCAGGCACAAAAAAGUGUAAAGAAGAAGUAAAAAGUGAAAGGCGUUCUAGUUUCUGGGACAGCGUCGGUAUAAAACAAAUAUCACCUACCAAGAAACCAGAUGAGAGUGAAGGGUGGGAACCUCCACACGUAACUGAAGAGGACACUGCUAAAGACAAUUGUAGCAAUUUAAAUGACUCUGCUUCCUGGCCUGGUUGGGAGGAUGAAACAAGAGCUUCUUCUAAAUACACAAACUUGGCUGCAUCAGGAAACCCUGGCUCUAGGUGGAGUAUAAAAUCAGCAGGGAAGCUGGUUAGCAUGAGGAAACGAAGCAAAGGAAAUCUUACUGACAACUGGGAAGAACUAGAAUAAACUACUGCUGAUUUUAGAAUUCAAAUUUCAACACCUGCCAAUGUUUUGUUUUUUUAACCUUCACAAUUUAUAUGGAUACAGCAAGCUUCACCUUUGGUUGUAGAUUUGAUAUAUGAAGUGUUGUUGCAAGCUUCAAGAGAACAGAUAUAUAAAUGCAGAAUUCAAUAAAUGCCUUAUAUGCUGUUAAGUACUGUAGUGAAAUUGCUGUAGAGUGAAGAUUUAUAUUUGAUCAUGCAUAUUUGCCACUGGAAAUACUUGCUUAAAUUGUGUGGAAAUGAACAUUUUGGCUAAAGACACUCGCACACACCUAAUACUGUAAACUUUAUAGUGUUUGUUUUCUGUUUGUGUUCUGUCAUGACCUGUUGCCUUAACUAAUUUCAAUUUGAAAUGAUCAUUUUGCUCAUUUUAUUUAAAAGUAAACUUGAUUUUUCUCUUGCCUUUACGGUAAUGAAUUUUGAAUAAAAUAUUUAAGGGUAAAUGUCAUUGCUGUGGUGUUUAGAGGUAUAAUGGAACUGAAGAGUCAGUAAAGCAAUGCCAUUACCACUAUUAUACUACAAUGUUUUAAGGUUAUUUAUUUACCUUUGUUUAUCGGAAAUCAUGAUUGUAGUCCACUGGAAGAGGUUGUUUUUUGCAAGUGUGGCUCAAUCAUCAGGGAUGAGCAUUUCAUCAGUAAAUGGUGGUUUUAUAACAGGUGUUGUUAAUUAGUGUCACCAUCGCUGCCCUCAUCCGUGUUUUAUUUGUUGACUGUUUUUGAGAAAUAGCAGCACAGCUGACCUCCAUAUAAGACAAUGGGAGAGUAGUGUUCGGUUGUUGUGUGAUUAGAUAAUACAAAAUUAAAAUAUAUAACCAGGAAAACUGAGUAAACAUGAGGUGCAUCAGUAACAUUUUCUGAUAUAGCUGCACACCGGCUCUGGGGCAUUUUGUCAUUCCUGCAAUGAGUUUGUUGUAUUAAAUGCUCCAAUGGAUAAGAUGCCUUGUUUAAGCAACACCAGUGCUGGAUCUUUCCACAGCCUUCCAUUGCAUACUUUAUAUACUGUAACAAUAAGCAGUACUAACUUACCUUUGAGCAAGAAAUAUGAGUUUCUUGUUUUAUUAUAAUUGAAUAGAAAAGCAGAGUUGUUUUUACUGCAAUGCCUUUCCCUCUUAUCUCUUCAUUUUCUCAGGUUUGUACCAGCGAUAAAUCUAGUUAAAAGCU